This is a messenger RNA of Medioppia subpectinata, 1182 nucleotides long. The record is from the annotation of a GenBank genome assembly. Lineage: Eukaryota; Metazoa; Arthropoda; Arachnida; Sarcoptiformes; Oppiidae.
AUGUUUGUUGUAUUGGAGAUUAACCCUCCUGGUGCGGCCACCAGUAAUAGCAAAUUGGAACAGGUCACUUUACCCAAAGAGAUAAUUCAAAAUGUAUCGGGCAUUGUAAUGCCUGGUCAAUUAUUGGCAAUCAUGGGCCCUAGUGGUGCCGGCAAGACAACCUUGUUGAAUUCGCUCACAGGUAGAAAUUUGAGCAAAAUGUCAGUCACCGGAGAUGUGCUGUUAAAUGGACGGCUUAGGGGACGGACUCCGCCCUAUAUAUCAUCGUAUAUCCAACAAAACGAAAUGUUUUAUCCGUUGCUUACCGUUAGAGAACAUCUCAUGUUUCAGGCUACUUUACGUUUGGGUGGAAAACUGACAUAUGCUGAGAGAGCCGAACUAGUUGAAAAUGUUAUUAACAAGUUAAACAUGAUAAAAUGUGCGGACAACAGGAUUGGCAGUGAGUCAACAUUUAAGGGCAUUUCUGGUGGCGAAAUGAAACGCUUCGAUGAGCCGACGAGUGGUUUGGACUCAUUUAUGGCCGAAAGUAUUGUACGGCUAUUGAAAUAUAUGGCUUCUGAGGGCCGGACUAUUGUCUGUACAAUACAUCAGCCGUCGUCUCAAGUGUUCGCACUUUUCGAUCACUUAUUACUUAUGACUAACGGAAGGCUCGCUUUCAUGGGCACCAGGGAUAAUGCAAAGGAUUUCUUUUCUUCUAUUGGUUAUUUGUGUUCUAUUAACCAAAAUCCGAGCGAUUAUUAUAUGAACCAAUUGGCUCUCACAUCGAACUCAGGUUCAAAAGAAAGGGUUAACGGAAUAUGCGAUAAAUACAUGGCCUCGGAAUACAUGACCGAUUUAUUAUGUAAAAUUGACCAAUCUAAACAUCAGCCGUCACAAUACGGGAACAAAUCACCACACGCCAAUCAACAGUUUGGCUCUAGCCCAUGGCAACAAUUGACCACUCUGCUAAUGCGAAACUAUUUAAUAUUAAUAAGAGAUACGAUGUUUAUUAAAACCGAACUUGUACAAUUUCUGGCUUACGCGCUAUUUAUAGGCUCGGUAUACCAUAAACAGUAUCCAAUAUCGUCUGAUGUGAGCAAUAUUAAUGCGGGCCUAUUCAUGAUCCUACUUCAAAACUCAAUGAGUGCUAAUCCAUUAAUGUGCAGACACAGGAUAUUCUGUACUGAAAUGUCAAUGGCUUAA